This is a messenger RNA of Biomphalaria glabrata, 5679 nucleotides long. RefSeq lists its product as uncharacterized. Lineage: Eukaryota; Metazoa; Mollusca; Gastropoda; Planorbidae. Gene Ontology annotation, cellular component: nucleus. The coding region runs from base 517 to 3405 and encodes 962 amino acids. The record is from RefSeq and is a predicted model, not a curated record. The transcript has 14 exons.
GUUUUGACUAACUAUACAGAUCUACAUGUCUAUGACCGACCUUUAACUCUAUUAGUGUAGAAAACACAUCACAUACAGGGAAGUGUGCUAUUUUAUUCCGUUUGAUAGUAAUAGUAUAUAGCUCAAGUCGGGAAUACCUCAAGUCGGCGAGGUCCUUAAAUAACAUCUUCCUUUUUUAUUAAUGAAUAAUAAAGCUCUCAAUGUUCUGUUGGAGGAGCGGUGGCUGAGUGGUAAAUCGCUUGUCUUUCGAACCGCGGGUCUCGGGUUCCAAUUCUAGUGAAGACUAAACGUUUUAAUUUCGGUAUCUUUAGAUGUCUCUGAGUCCAGCCAACUGUAAUGGGUACCUGACAUUAGUUGAGGAAACGUAAAGGCAGUUGGGUCGUUGUGCUGACCACGUGACGCCCUCGUUAACCGUGGGCCACAGAAACAGAUGACCUUUAUAUCAUCUGCACUAUAGAUCGUAAGAGUUCAUAAAAAUUCUACAAACCGUUUAUUUCUGUAUUUGCUUUGCCCACCAUGGCGUCCUAUAAUGGUAGAGGACCUGACGAUGACUCUAUGGAAUUAAGCAAUGAGGAGAUCGACGAAUGGAUCAGGAAACAUUUUGAAUUUAUAAAACAUAAUCUACGAGUCUACGACUUGAUUACAGGUUCACACAUCUUUGAUCCAAUCAUACCAAACAAUGUUUUACAGAAACUGAAGUUGAAAGAACCGGAAUCGAGAAUUAAACAUGCUCACAAAUUUCUGAAAGAGUAUCUGAAAUCAAAGUAUGAAGGCAAAGGAAAAAUCUUGAAAGACGCCUUACUAAUGAGAGGUCCUGACUCAGGAAACUCAUUACCUUCCGAUCACAGAUUGAUCUGGACGGCUCUUUUGUCGAAUACUUCAGACAUUGACCUGGCUGCACACUCCCAUGACCAGAAAUUAAUUCAAGCUUUACAAGCAGAAAUUACAGAAUGUAUUGAAUGUGAUGAAGGAUGGUUGUCUCAUUGUUUAGAGCGAGGGUUAAUCACUAAAAAAGAAUUUGAAGAGAUUCGAUCUCUUCGGGAUAGAUCAGGAACACACAGGGGGAAUGUGAUGUUACUAGAAUGUAUUACUAGAACUUACCAGUUUCUCAAAACGUUUCUAGAGCUGCUGUGGGACAGAGGCCUUGAAGAUUUAGUUCGAAAGAUUGACAAAGUUACGUAUGAAAAAUUUCUAGCCCGUGAAACAGAUGGUGGUAGUGACGAUAGACCAAUGAGACAUGAUACAGUGCACAUGUCUGGACCAGUAGAGGGCGAUGACUAUGCGGGUCAGGAUAAUCCUAAUGCAGCCGUUCAUCACAGUUCUAUAAGCCCAUUACUUUUGGAUCCUAUGGCGGCCUUUAAUGGCGAGGUACCGGACAGUUUGCCUAGUACUAACUAUAUGGAACUACCUAACGAGGAGAUCGACAGACUGAUCAAUAAAAACUUCACAUUCAUAGCAGAAAAUCUACGUGUCUACGACUUGAUAACAGGUCCACAUAUUUUCAAUUCAAUCAUCCCAAGUCAUGUUUUAAAAGAAUUGAAGUUGAAAGAUCCAAAAUUGAAAAUGGAAAAUGCUCGAAAAUUUCUAAACGAGUAUUUGAAAUCAAACUCUCCUGGCAAAGGAAAAGUAUUAAAAGAUGCUUUGCUUAUGCGAGGUACAGACACAGAAGAUACAAUAUCGUCUGACCACAAGCUGAUAUGGACGGUUCUGUCAUCGAGAACUCAAGACCUUGACCUGGAAGCACACCGCCAGGAGCUGUAUUUGAUAGAAAACUUACUAAAUAUAUUAAAAAACUCAAUAGACUGUGAUGAAGAUUGGCUAUCGGACUGUUUACAUCGAGAGUUAAUUACUAGAAAUGACAUGGAAGAGAUUCGAGCUUGUCGCACUGCUGAAGGAAAUAUCAGUGGAAAUGUCCUGUUACUUGAUUGUAUUACUAAAACUCAUCACUUUCUGAAAAAGUUUUUAAAGCUGCUGUGGAGCAGGGAACUAAAAAAUCUAGUCCAAGAGAUUGAUAGCGUCCUGUAUGAAAAAUUCGAGGCCAAUGAAAGAACAGCAAGUGACGCUAGGACAAUGACUCAAGAAAUUGAGUACAUGUCAGGACCAGUACCUAAAGAUGACUAUCAGUGCCAGGGGUAUGAUGCGAAUGAAGAUCUAAUGCAUGAUUGCAACUCCUCCGAGAACACGUCAGUAAAGAUGUACCCGAAAAAAGAAAUCGAUUUCAACAUACCAAUCAACGAUCUGGGUGACGGUUCAGUGUCAUCAAUAGCACUCAACGAUCUAAGUGACGGUUCAUCAAUAGCGCUCUCUAAUCCCAGUGGACUCAGCUCUACAACUUAUACCAAAGAUUGUUACAGUGACGAUGAGGGCAUCUCUACCAGCGUCAAUGAAAGUAUUUCAGUGAUUAACAGCGCUCAGAAAAUUAGGAAUCUGUCAACUUACGAAACGAAUCUUCCGCUAGGCAUGCAUGACAGAGCUCCGAGAAGUUUAGAUGUUUACAAUCAUGGAGAUCAGUUCUCAGAGGAAGGGCUGCAUCGAACAAAAGUUCCAGAUAGGAAAACUCCCCAAUUCGGAUUUCAAAGCACCAAUACAACAGCAUACACACACCAACAUUCUAACAUUUUCGUGGAUAAAAAAGAAGAUGACAAAUUGUCUGACUAUAAAAGUAACUCUACAAAACCCCAAACAUUAAAAAUCAAGAGUAUAAAACCGAUUGACCAACACAAAACUACAAAGACACCAUUCAAAACUUCAGAUAAUUUUAAAGCAUCUCCCGAAAAUAAAACGUUGCGUGAAUUAACGAAAUCUGCUAAAACACAAGAGGACAGGUACAGAAUGUCCAAAAUACAUACAGAUCUAUCAGAAAAUACUAGAAGCUCUACAUCAAAACCACAUUCAGGGACUUUUAAACCACUAUGUCAAACUCCACCAAACAAAUUAAGGGCUCAAGCCUCAAAUGACAAAAAGCCAUCGAGAAUGCAAGAUCACGUCGAAAGACCAUCGCGAACCCCAGAUCUAAGAAAUGGAUCUGAGAAACAAGGAACUAUGGGAAAGUCAACUAGAUCUUAUUAUAGUGUCAGUUCCCAAAGAGUACAAUUCUAUGAUUGCCCUUUCUGCAAGAUGAGAUUCAUUAGCGAUACAAAUCUGCAAGAACAUAUCAAGAAAACGUGCGGCCCAAAGGGAGAUGACCACCUACGCUGUAAAAAAUGUACAAAAAUGUUUACUGAAAAGGCAACACUAGAUAGACACAUGAGGGAGUGUAGUUCUGAACCUCUUCGUGAACUGACUUCAAGGCAAGACAAUACUCCAGCCCACAGACCUACUCAGAUUUAUUGUUGUAGCCAGUGCAAAGCGAAAUUUAUGGAGAAAGACAAACUGAAAAGUCACAGAUUAAACUAUCAUCUUUAGGUCAUAAUUGCAACGCAUCAUGGGCUCUCACGAAAUGAAAGCUAUUCAUCGUUAGGUCAUUUCAGUCAAGAAUAGAAAACUUUAACAAAAUGAAGAAUAUACAUCGUUAUGUCAUUGUGAGAUUAUCUUAUUGUUUAUUGGUAGGUUAAUAAACUUAGGUCUUAACGAGUGUCGUAUAGUUAAGCAGAGUCUUCGUUGUUUUAUCAUUAAGUCAUUAUGACGAAGGGUGUAUAUCAUAAAAUCAAGCAUGGUCUAUUUUAGGGUUGUGAUUCUUUGUUUUCCAUUUACAUCGGGAAUUUUUUUUUAAAUAUGGUCAGGAGAGAUAAUUUAGUUCAAUAAAUACCUUCUGAAAUAUGGUCAGGAGAGAUAAUUUAGUUCAAUAAAUACUUCCUGAAAUAUGGUCAGGAGAGAUAAUUUAGUUCAAUAAAUACCUUCUGAAAUAUGGUCAGGAGAGAUAAUUUAGUUCAAUAAAUACCUUCUGAAAUAUGGUCAGGAGAGAUAAUUUAGUUCAAUAAAUACCUUCUGAAAUAUGGUCAGGAGUAGUUCAAUAAAUACCUUCUGAAAUAUGGUCAGGAGAGAUAAUUUAGUUCAAUAAAUACUUCCUGAAAUAUGGUCAGGAGAGAUAAUUUACAAAGCAUAUAGAAACUCAUUCUUGUCUGUGUGUCUGUUUGGUAAAAAGUUUGUACACGUUAUUUCUCAUACACUCAUUCGUGAAUCAAGUUGAAACUUUGCACAUUUAUCAUUAACGUAGACUCAGUGAUGCUCAGCCCAAUUCGACCUGCGGGCCAUUUUUAUUUCCGACACUCGUGUUGCGGGCCGAAAAUGUACAUUAACGAAAUGAAAUUGACCUAAAAGAAUUUUAUUAGAAACCAGUGGAUCUAAUACUUGCAUUAAUUAAUAGGAUAUUAAUAGAAUAUUAACUGGCUUCAUUUCUCUCUUAAAAUGUGAGCAACAUUGUAGCUAGCUUUACCAAAGACUCAUUUUCUUGUCUCUUUUUGGUAAAUAUUCCCAUCGAUCUUUAAUUUCUAGGCUUAGUUUAACAACCUUUUAUUCGCGGCUCAAACAAAGAAUGUCGUCAUAUUUGUUUUAUAAAGCCGUAUAAGCCCGUAUUUAUGUUGUUGUUUUUAAAACAGCUACAAUUUACAAAACAAAUAUGUUGAGUUAUUAUCAUGUUCCACAAAAAAUAAUUAUGGAUCCGUUCAAUUUUCCUGGUAUGAUUCUAAAUUCAGAGUCAACUUGUAGUUUCUUCAGCUCUCACAUUUCAUAAACCUACACAUUUUAAAUGACAUGGAACCAAUUCAUCAGAAUAUACAGUCAGGACCCUAACGUGGGUGAAGAUAAAUUUUUCAACCUAUUCUACACUUUGUGCAGACGUUUCAGCGGGCCGGAUAAAACCACAUCUCGGGCCAGAUCUGGCCCGCGGGCCGUAUUUUGGGCAUCACUAGCGCCGUAGACAAUACAUGAAUCAGUCAAUUGGUUAUUUCUAAUAAAUUAUUUUGUUUUAUGCCAACAAGGGAAAUAAUUCUUUAGUAUUCACAGAUACGGCUUUAUAUGUAUAGUUUCAUCCCUUUUGAUAAUUGAACACGUUAUUUCUCCCACACCCAUUCUCAGAUCAGGUUAAAACUUUAAACAAUUAUUUGUUUCCCCUAAUAAAACAUGAAUCAAUUAAAACAUUAACCAAUUAGUUAAUUCAUUAUUGAUAAUUAUUGUUUUCUUUGACAUCGAAUGAGGGAAAUAGCUUCUACAUUAUUGAGAUAUAUAGUUAUAUAUGCGGAGUUCUUUCUCUUAGAUUUUUUUUGUUUUUUUAAAAGGAGUUCUAUAUCUUUAAGUUGUUAAUGAGUAUCUUUCAGUGAUUUGUUUACAAAUGUAGUCAGUGAUCAUUGAUGUAAUACACAUUCUUAACAAUGCAUUAACAUAUUGAUGAAUGGCUGACUGGUCGUGCGGUUUGCGCGCUGGACUGUCGUUCAGAUUUAUCGAUGAUCCCGGGUUCAAACCCUGCCCGCUCCCUUCCCCCGUCGUCCUGCGGGAGGUUUGGACUAGGAAGUAAACUAUCUUCAACUCUGAAGGAACAUCCGAAACAUGUAAAACAUUUUUUUAAACAUGUUCUAUAUAUCAAUAUUCAAUAAUUCUGUUUCAAUACUAACCAAAAAUACAUGUUUAAAUUUAUCACGCACAAAAUCUGUACAAUUGUCUCUUUCUAAUGUCCCAUUAUGUCUUUUUUUUUAUUCACAUGGAUAUUAACAAUGUAAUAAUAAUAAAACAUAGAUAAAUCUC